UUGAAUAUGAAAAUAUGACAUAAGCAAAACAAAAUAAAAAUUGCAAGUCGGUGAAAAAAUAUCCGAAAGCAUCAGAAUCGGAAAAUGGGGAGCGUGGCGUGGAAGCAGCUUCUUCUGAACGCUUUGGAAUCCAACAGUCACCUCAAGCACUCUUCUUUCAUGCAACUCGCAACCAUAGGAACAAACGGAACACCUUCGAACCGCACUGUCGUUUUCAGGGGAUUCCAAGACAACACUGAUAACAUCCAAAUUAACACUGAUACCCGCACUCGCAAGAUUGAAGAGCUCAAGCUCUGCUCCUCUGCUGAGAUAUGUUGGUACUUCACAGAUUCCUGGGAGCAAUUUCGGAUAAAUGGGGAUGUAGAUAUCAUUGAUGGUUUGAAUCCUGACCCACUAAAACUUCAGCAAAGAGAAAAUUCCUGGUUUUCCAGUUCAUUGAGAUCAAGGAUGCAAUAUUUGUGGCCAAAUCCAGGGCUUCCCUGUCUAAAUGAGCAGGCACAGCCAGAAAUAUCAUUAGAUCCUUCUACAGGUCCAGUUGGUGCUUUUUGUCUACUGAUCCUGGAACCAAAUCAGGUUGAUUACUUGAAUCUGAAGAGUAACCAGAGGUUAACAUUCAAAUCAAGUGGGAGUGCUGCAGCAAAGAAAAGUUGGAUUGUGGAGAGGGUCAACCCAUAAUCUGUUCUCUGUCAGUGUCGUGUCCAGGUAUCACUGCAACCAGCAAAUUGCAUGACAUGAGAGUAUGGGAGAGAGGAUUGACAGGGAACGUGUUAGUCAGAUAUUUGUUAUACAAUUGUCACUUGAUUAGCUUUCAUGCUGCUCCUUGAAGAUUGUGCUUAUUAUAUAUAAACCCAGUAAGAUUGAAUGUGAAUUAGCCUUGUGUAUAGCAUCUUAUCUAUGUGGACACGUCACUGAGAAUCAGUAUUGAGAUGAAAACCUUGGAGAAAA
Cajanus cajan (pigeon pea) is the source of this 945-nucleotide messenger RNA. Its product is annotated as Pyridoxamine 5'-phosphate oxidase family protein. Gene Ontology annotation, biological process: pyridoxine biosynthetic process. Gene Ontology annotation, molecular function: FMN binding; pyridoxamine phosphate oxidase activity. NCBI's taxonomy places the organism in Eukaryota, Viridiplantae, Streptophyta, Magnoliopsida, Fabales, Fabaceae. The record is from RefSeq and is a predicted model, not a curated record.